CACACACUCAAUACGGCCAAAGGUUACACUCAGAGGCGCUCUCGGGUGGAUAACCCACGCCUGGUUCAUAAACCUCCGGUUCUGGUUGACAUCCCCCUCGUUCGCGUGAAAUUACGUAAACGACUAGCAGGAGGAUCGGUAAAGUUGCUCAAGUGUGCGACCUGGACGUGGUGUCUGAUGUAGACUCGGUUCUGAGUUGGUCUCGUACGGUCUUCCCUCCGCUCCACACCGCUGGCCUUGUAUCAUUUCUCGACAGCCGGGAAAGAGGCGCUGGUCGCGGGUAUGGACGCCGUGUGGAUGCUGCCUGUGCUGCUGGUGUUCCCGCUUCUUUUAUGGACCAGCAGCACGUUCGUUUACUAUUUCAAGAAGUGCUUCUAUGUGGCGUACAUGAUGCUGCUGGCCGUUGCCACCAUACCGAUGUGCAUUCUGAAAAGCGGCGGCAGAGACAUUGAGAAUAUGAGGGUAAUCCGGUUCAUGGUUCGUCAUGUGAAGUAUUUCCUGGGUCUGCGCUAUCAGGUCAGCGGUUGGGAGCAUCUACAGACAGAAGGACCCUACGUCAUCAUCUCCAACCACCAAUCAUCACUCGACGUGCUAGGCAUGAUGGAGAUACUGCCGGACCGCUGCACGAUGGUAGCUAAGAAGGAGCUGGUGUGGGCCGGGACGGUGGGCAUGAUUUGCUGGCUGGGUGGAAUCGUCUUCAUCAACCGGCAAAAGACCAGAGACGCCAAGAACGUCAUGAGUGAAGCUGCUAAAACCAUGAUAGCCGACCAGAUCCGAUUGUGGGUGUUUCCAGAAGGCACACGGAAUCAGAACGGCGGGCUUCUUCCGUUUAAAAAGGGAGCGUUUCAUCUGGCCAUUCAAGCACAGGCUCCCAUCAUACCCAUCGUGUUCUCGUCCUACAGUAACUUCUACCUACGAAAACAAAAAGAGUUCAAAUCAGGAACCAUCACUCUGAAAAUCCUUCCAAAGAUCGAGACAAAGGGACUGACGGCAGAUGAUGUCACGGCUCUCUCCGACCAAUCAUUCGGCGUCAUACAUUCGGCCUUCCUGGAGAUUUCCAGCCAAGCCCCCCAGUGCAACGGGCCGUCCAGCCACUGAGCGCUGCCAUCGCGCCCUAUCUUUCGCUCCGACAACAAGGAUGGCUCAAGACUACGUCGUUGCCGUGGUGACGGUAACCGCGACAACCAGGCGUAUCCUCUCCGACGGCCCCGUGAAGCAGGAACACAUGUCCAUUCAAACUAAAACACACAAGCAUUCACGUUGACUACAUACAGAUGUCAUUUUAGCCAAGUUUCGAUAUCCCGUUGGACUCCAGGGGGCGCUAAGCAGCGGAACAGUGUUUUUUUUUUGUUUUUUCACCUGGCCUGGUGCGACGCUUUGUCCCAUGUCCCUUUCGACGUUGGACUGCUUUUGUCUGCGACGUGUUGAGUUUCGGAGUGAUGCUCUGAGAACGUCGUGGAUGUGCGUUCGACAUGCAUGUCUUUUUGACUUUCAAUGUUCUCUUCCUUUCACUGAUCUACAAGGACUCGAUUCAUUGGUUCGUGUAGGUCGCUUUUUCUCAAGGUACUCUGUUUGCAUUAUGGGAAAUCUGUGACAAAUAUCUGUUCGUUGGUUUUUUUGUUGUUUUUUUUUCGUAUUCAUUAUUAGUUGCCAGAGUAUUUUUGAAGGGUGAGCGCUCAAAGAUGCCCUUUAUUGUUUUAGAUAAUUGCUGACCAAAAAGUGAAUUGGGAAAUGUCCAAUACACUCCAGAGUAAAGCUUUUUGUGUCGUCACAACCAAGGAUUUGGAAAAAUGCCAAGAGAUAGAUCCCCGCUUUCAAGGUUAGUUCAUAACGAAGCUUUAUCAAGUGCGGCUUCUUCCUGUGCCAUGUGUCCAAAGUGUCUCAGCCGGUGGCUGCGUAAAGCUAGAAUAUUGUGAGAAACACUAUUGAUUAUUGAUCUGUGAUCAGGAUGUUUGAUUAGCGUUUAGGGAUAGAAAUAUGUUCCGGUUGACUUUGCUCGUUUCUUUUGUUUUUGUUUAUUUUCAGGCUACAAAAUAUCAGAUUUCAUUCAUACAGAUGUAUUUAACAUUGUUCAGUCCUAUUGUUUAAUGUAGAAACCAUUUACAAGUGAACUGUUAUAAUAACUGAUCGAAUAAGUAUUAUCUAACACAUUAUAUAGACUGGCACAAAGGAGCCAACUUAACUAAAAUGUGUUUAAGAGUCAUUAUUAUUCAGACUUUUGAUGGAUCCGAAUUUAUUUGACAUAUGUUAGCAGAUGGUAGCAUCAAAACCUGGAUUGUUCUUCCAACACCUCUUAUAAUAUAAUCCCAAGAAAUGAUUAUAAUGUAAAUCACAGAGGUUUGUAACAUUUUAAGUGGAUAUUGACGUAUAGAAAAAUGAUACCGCUAAAUUGCACUCAUUCUUAGAUCAGAUAUUAAAUUUUAACUUAAACUUUAAGUUUUUACCAAGGAAAAGUCCAUAUGAAAAUAUAUUUGGAAAAAAGUUCACAAUUUAAUCUCAAAAUGACCAAUUAUUUAACAUCUAUUUAUUAAACCAGACUGUAUCACCAGCUUAUGGCAGGAUUAUAAUAUAAAUAUUUGUAAUUAUUUCAAAGACAUUUCUAAUCGCGCUGCAUUUUUGAAUCUUAUAUUUAAUGCUUGAUGUUGCGGUUCUUAUUGUUUAAGAAUGUAUAACAUCGUUGAUAUAAUAUGUACUAUGUUAUUUAAAAGGACUGAACUGUACGCAUUACAUUAUAAUGGCUCACUGAGCUCAAAGAUAAUUUCAGAACUUGAUUUGAACGGAUGUUUGAGUUGGUUAUUGCAAAAUGUCCAAAUAAAACCCAGUGAUUAUUAUAAUUAUUACUACUAGUUGUACGAAUCUAAAUACUGAUGCAAUUAUUGAACCCUUUUAUGUUGUGUAUUAGGUCACAGAUUUUAUAAGGCCUUUUCCUUUUGUUUUCGGUGUAAUUUUCGCCCUGAUGACUGAAAACCGCGCUGCGUACACAAAUCAAUGUACGAAAGUGUGUACAAGGUGUUGUGUGAUUUUCACCAAAGCUAUUAAGGAUGUAUAACAGGGGAAGCUUGUAAAAGCUCUGAUUCUAAGAUCCGUUAGACGAACCUGUCAGACAUUUCACGGGCAGCCUUGUGUAUGUGUGUGUAUGUAUGAAUGUGUGGUCCAUUGUGUGUGCUGAAUGUGUUUGAAUGGUGAGCAGACACACAAAUGAGCUAUAGCCCAUUGUAAAAUCUGUAAAGUCAUAUAAGACGAUGAUUAUAUAUAAAAAUUGUUGAUUGUGGUAGAAUCUGGAUGCGAACUGUGUUAAGAACAUCUAGGACAAAGAGUUAAUAAAAUCUGUUUUU
This is a messenger RNA of Pimephales promelas (fathead minnow), 3335 nucleotides long. It is a transcript of the gene agpat2, whose product is annotated as 1-acylglycerol-3-phosphate O-acyltransferase 2 (lysophosphatidic acid acyltransferase, beta). Gene Ontology annotation, cellular component: membrane; endoplasmic reticulum. Gene Ontology annotation, biological process: phosphatidic acid biosynthetic process. Gene Ontology annotation, molecular function: 1-acylglycerol-3-phosphate O-acyltransferase activity. NCBI's taxonomy places the organism in Eukaryota, Metazoa, Chordata, Actinopteri, Cypriniformes, Leuciscidae. The record is from RefSeq and is a predicted model, not a curated record.